Molecule: messenger RNA, 3546 nt
Organism: Symbiodinium pilosum
Lineage: Eukaryota; Dinophyceae; Suessiales; Symbiodiniaceae
Source: the annotation of a GenBank genome assembly
AUGGGCUCCUUCAAGGCUUCAGCAGCCAAAGCAGAUCUUGCCGUGACAGCGGUGGAUUCGACCCAUGACCUCAUCAAGAGUCAUUUCGGGAGUCUCGAUGCUUUCCUGGAGCGUCACCAGGCUGACGUCUUCUGCGUGCAGGAGACAAAAAUCCAGGCAGCAUACUUGAAGAGCUUGGCUGACUGCCAGCGGCUGGGAGCUACGUCGGCGCGUUACCGGAGUUUCUGGGCAUUCAACACUGAGUCAGACCGCGGGUUUAAUGGUGUGGCAACAUGGAUCAGGAAAGAUCUCGCGCAACAUGCCCGAGCCACACAGACGGUUCUACGUGAUGAGAUGGAUAGAGAGGGACGUUGUUUGUUAGUUGACUUGGGCAGCCUGGCAGUCUUCAACGUGUACGCUCCUCGGUUACGCUUGACAGAUGAUGGGGAGGCGCAAGAAGAAUCCUUGCAGCGAAAGGUGAAGUUCUUGCAGCUACUACAGGCUCGAAUUGAAGAGACCCGGAGCCUUGGCAAGCAGGUCGUUAUCUGCGGUGAUCUGAAUCUUACAUAUCGGGCAGUCGACGUAAAGCCUGCUCGCUUGUGCGUCAAGGUUGAGGAGGGUUGUAUCCUUGGCCGAAGAGCCUGGCCAUUGUCCGAGAAAGCCUGCCGUAAAUCCGCUAAGGAAGGGGCGUACAUAAGGGUUGCAGAGGCCAUCAAGGAGUUACAAGCUCAAGUGACCAUGACGGCGGAGCUGGCGAGGAGUUGUGUUGACGCUCUAAAGCCAGGUCCAGAAGGUCCCAGAGUGCCUACGGCUCUCACAGAGCUGCCAUCAGACCUGCCUUCGCUUCCUCCAGAUCGCAUCCUGACGGGGAUUACGCUCAUCGAAGGCUCUGAGGCAAAGGCCCAGAAGGCUGCCUUGCCGAAGCUCUGGUGUUGGAGUGCAGCUGCGGCAGAGGAAACACCAGCAGGCAGUCUGGAAGGCCUUGAUGACCACCAGCUUGUGCUGAUGGACUUUGGUAUUCCCUUGGAAUGGCUGGAGAAGUUGGCCGUUCUGCCGCACAAGAUGACGGAGCCGCAGUGUGUCGACUGGCUGUCAGCCCUUGUGGGACCUGAAGGUGCCUUCGUCGACACAUACGCAUUCUGUCAUGAAUCUGUGCUUGGCCGAUACACUGCCUGGAGCUGGCAAUGCAACCACCGCUUCAUAAACUAUGGAACGCGUUUGGAUUACAUCCUUUGCGACAACUCCAUGCAGAAGCACCUGGUGAGGACGCAGUCAUCGGACCUUGCAGGCUCCUCGCAGCGACAUGGAGCCGCUACAGCGGAGGCCGCUUUGGAUGCUGCAACCUGCUUCGGUGCUUGGCACGGCACCCCCAGAGUUGCCCACCCAAGUGCGCCCAGAGUUUCCGAAGACGUUGGAGAUCGAGGGCUCAACCUACAAAAGGAUGACAUGCGCUUGAACAGCUCCCAGUUCCGGCCACCGCACACUGGCAUGUUGUACACUCCACCCAAGUACUCAGAUCACAUUCCGGUUUGCGCUUUCUUCAAAGGCCUCUCCCUGGUGGGCCAGUCGCCUGUGCUCUCUGAAGCAGAGACUCGACUAACGCUGGCAGCUGCCCAAGCUGUGGAAGAGUUUUCCUUCAAGAUGCUGUGUUCUGCAGCGGUUGUGGCAAGCGGCGUGACGGAUCUCCUGCGAUUGGGUGCAGAACUUGGGAAGCACAAAGCUUCAAAGUCCAUCACUGGGCCUGGCAAAGCUCCUGAGCUGCCUCCAGCAUCUCCCAGGUACACUCCACGCCUAAAGGUGGCGGAUGGUGUGUACGACUACGAGGGUCCCCUUUGGGCUCCUCCGCAAGAGGAUGUAUCUGAGCUUCGCAUGCUGCGCACAGUUCUCCAGGCCAUGGUUCGCCAAGCCGCCUGCGAUGCCGAGGCUGAGGAUGCCAAGGCUAUGCUGGGACCUGGUGCUGGAGCUUGCGGACUGCCGGCGUUUUUUAAAGUUCUCGACCCAUUAGACAAGGGCCACGUUCUCGAUACGGACCUUCUGCAGUUGGUCAAGGAGCAUGAAGCACCAGUCUCCUUUGCCAGCCUUUGCUCCUUAGUCCACGAAGCUAAUCUGCGACGAGGAGGAAGUCCGCUUGGAUACCUCACCUUCCGGGAUGUUGGGAAGCUGAUCUACCCCAUUCAAUCCAAGGAAUACAAAGCCAUGUGCGAGUCCUCAACGGAUGGAGAAGCCAAGUCAAUCCUCUACCUGUUGCAGUUCUCGGAGCCGUGCCCACGCUGCGGAUUUCGAAUUCAGCGAGAUUCCGAUUCCGCUGGCUGCCCAAACGUGGUGUGCAGCCACUGCCAGGCUUCCUUCAGGUGCUUCGUGGUGGCCAGGCCCUUUCUGGAUGGACCAAGAGCUUCUGCUGCAGAUCGCUAUACUCUGUGCAGACUUGUGGCGGCUGUUGCUAGAACAGCAGAGAACCUGGAGCUGGACCGAAAGAGACUGGCCGCCUACGUGGGGCUUGAUCAGACCUGCUUGAAGCAGGUCUUCUAUUACAUUUCCUCUGGGCAGCCCACCUUCGAUGUGGUGGGAUUGCGUCAGGCUUUUCGGGAUCAACAAAUCCCCGUAGCAGAAAAGGAAUUGGACUUGAUGUGGCAGCGCUACGCCACAAGUCUUGGAGCUGGAGUUUCUUUGGAGCACUUCCAGCGCCAGCUGCGAUACGACCCCAUGUGGACACCGGAGGGCUGCACAGCCACCAACAGGCUGCUUGUGGCAGUAGUGCAGACUGUCCUGCGGCAAGCAGUGGCCGAUGCUGCUGCCGAAGAUGGCAAGGCGCUGCGCCCGAAGUGCCCGCUCGUGGCGCUCUUCAGGAGCCUGGAUCCGAUGGGCAAGGGCUACCUGCUGGACACCGACUUUUGGCAGCUAGUUCAAGACUUCCGGGGUGCCUGCACUUUUUCCAGCCUCUGCACUCUCGUACAAGAAGUUCAACUGCGACGCAGGUAUGACGACACAAGCCAUCCGGGACGGCUUUCUCUGAGAGAGUUCGGAGUGUUGGUGUAUCCGCUGGACUCAAAAGAGUACGAGGCCCUCCGAAAAUGUUCCACAGACAUCGAGGCCAAAUCUGUCCUCUACGUUCAGCAGAAUUCGGAAGCCUGCCCUACCUGCGGACUCCGGGUGCAGCGCGACUCGGACUCCACAAGCUGCCCUGAGGUUCAGUGCCCGUUGUGCCGGACGGUCUUCCGCUGCACGGCUGUCGCCAGCUCGCCUGCAGGCUGGGAGGAUGAUACUGGUGCCAGCCGCCUGUCCGUUCAGGCACGCCAGCAGCUGUACCGCACUGUCGUGGCAGAAGCAUCGGCCGCGGAGGAGCUGGAGAAAGACAGGCUGCGACUCGCUCAGUUUAUUGGUCAUGAUAUCACCGCUCUGAGCGAUGUCUUCAAUUUCCUUGCACAGGGCCGCCAGAGCUUCACGCUUCCUGACUUGAGGCGUGCCCUAACACAUCUGCAGCUUCGAUCAUCUGAGAUCCAUUUGGAGCUGAUAUGGAAGCGAUAUGCACCACCCGGCCAUGGGCCAAGCGAGGCAACAAUUGCAUAG